GGAGCUAUUUCACCAAAUCCAAUAAUUUCAUUAAAUUGCCUAUUAUCAGAUCAACUUUUUAAUAACCCAAUGGAUUCUGAUAUUGCGCGUAAGACUUUCGAGUUUUCUAAUAAUAUAGUAACGGUAGAUCCGUCCCAGGAUCUUAUUUAUCGAUAUGACACUGAAGAGCAAUCACAAAUAAAUCAGGAUAAACCAUGGACGAAAGAUGUUCAUUAUUUCACCAAAGUUAAAAUUUCCGCAGUUGCUCUUAUAAAAAUGGUUAUGCACGCCCGUUCUGGUGGAAGCAUUGAAGUAAUGGGCCUUAUGCAAGGAAAAAUCGAUGGUAACACUAUGAUUAUUAUGGAUGCAUUUGCUUUACCG
Racocetra persica is the source of this 360-nucleotide messenger RNA. The record is from the annotation of a GenBank genome assembly. Lineage: Eukaryota; Fungi; Glomeromycota; Glomeromycetes; Diversisporales; Gigasporaceae.